Molecule: messenger RNA, 3407 nt
Organism: Procambarus clarkii (red swamp crayfish)
Lineage: Eukaryota; Metazoa; Arthropoda; Malacostraca; Decapoda; Cambaridae
Source: RefSeq, a predicted model, not a curated record
UGAGAGGCGGCGCUCAAGGGCCAUGCUCAAGUGGUUGGUGACCCGGGGCCCGACCCCCACGCCCCCCGUGAAGGAGGUGGUCACCGAUGACCCCCUCGCUACCCUACGGGUCAAGGCCAACGCUCACCACAUCUACGCCGUCUCCAGAGUGAACCCGUUGUACCAUGAGGAGGAAACUGAGAGUACCGAGGGCCUGGAGGAGGAAGAGGAAGGAGGAGAGGAGGAAGAGGACGGAAGGGAGGAAGAGGGGAGGCAGAAGGUACAACUAAGGCAGCAGAAGGAGGAAGACCUGCUCGAGUCUCCGCCCAUUGACCGCAGCUCUGUCCGCUCCUCUGGUUAUGGGUCCAAGGAGACGGACUCCGCCUCGGAGAGGUCAGACGGUCACGACGACGAUGACCUCUUGGGGUCAGAUAAUGCACUCAGUAGUGCCACAUCCCGUCCCCCAUCCCACCCUGACGGGCAUCACACAGCCCCUGGAGGGACAGGAGUGGGAGAGACGGGGGACGGGAAGGUCACCGAGUCCAUAGUUGAGUUUGGCAGCUGCAGGACGCCGGCGUCUCCGGGAGAGGGAAGAGGGGCGGUGAUAUCCGCGGGCGGGAAGGCUGUGGCCGCCAUUGUCACCCAACACCCACACUUCGUUCACGCCAUCCAGGUUGGCAUGCGUCGCACCCGGUCCCUGGAGAUGGUGCGUCGCACCCGGUCCCUGGAGAUGGUGCGGCGGCAGCCAGCCAUCCAACAGUCCGGGUCCUCGACCGUGCCUCGGCCCGUCUGGCCAAGCACCGGCCAACUCCCUCAUAACCAAGGAACGAGCAGAAAAGCUUUGCAGCAGAUACAGGAAUUGUUCACUUUUCCAGAGUCAGGACGUCAGCGCGUGCCAAGUCCAGUGGAGAUUGUGACGCAGGACUUGCGAUACGUGACGGCCAUAGACGUGACGCCCUUGCGACCCGUCACACGUGCCAAGACCCUCAGCCUAGGGCGCCCUAGACAGGUGCCAGGAAGUGCCAAGAUAUCAGGUCAUCAUCACGAUAACAUGCAUGCGAGGAAGGUGGAGGUGCAGGCGGGGAGUGCAGAAGACCGCAGCAUCACCAGGUACUUCGGAGAAGACCGCAGUCAUCCAGCCUUCUCCCUCAUGUCUCUUCAGCCGGACUCGCUGGUGACCGAGGACACCCUUCGCAUGAUGAGGUAUGGCAGGGAGGACGACCUGCUCGAGGACGACCACCACCACCACUUUGACGACGACCACCACCACUACGAGUCCCCCAUCCAGUUGACACAUUCUGCCACCAUGCCAGACUUCAGCCAGGCUGUGUACACCAGAGGGCUCUAUGCCACGCUCAAUAGAGCCGCCUCGCUCAGUACCAAAGACAUGGUCAAACCUCCGUAUAAAGUCCGAAGUAAGAGCUUCGAUAUCUCCAUUCCUAUACACAAAAGUUGCCCCAAGAAGAGAGGACUGUUAACAAUCAAAGAUCUAUGGGAGAGAAGUGGUUUAAAAACAAAUGGUAGAAAACUUAUAGUAAGCGACGACAUGUUAGACAUUAGAAAAGAGCCACAUGAGGACGUCUCGAGAAGGUACUCUCUUGGUAGUAGUGUAGAGCACCUGAGAACCUUUGCCUCAUCUGUGCCAAACAACGAACGACUCUUGCAACGACUAGAGAGCGACACAACCAACAGAACCUCCACGACCACCACCUACGACGACCUCCACAGCUUCGAGAGCAGCAGAUGUAGUCACCCAUCGCUGGAAACCAAGUCCUCAGGCAGCUAUGCCGAGAUCAACGACAUUGUGCCUGGUGGAGUGGACAACCCCGCCUUCCUGGACGACAGCGGGCACCCCAGGUUCCCCAGCCCUCCUCCCAUCAUCCACCAUAACGGCAAGCCACUCAUGCCCGCCAACAAGUUCCUGGAUCCGGACAAACUCGCAGCUUUCCAGAAAAAGAUCAGCGAGAAGCUGCAGGGAGCGCCAUUACACCGCAUGCAGUGGCUGGACCUGGACGAUAUCGUGCUGGAAGAUGCAACUGACAGUAGACAAGAACGUAGAGUCAAAUUCACCGCUGAUACCAUCAACCCGGGGAGCCUGGAACGAGGGGGCAUGGAAGGCUUCCAGCGGGGAGGUAGGAGGUCUCCUCCUGUGCCUGGAGGAGCUCUGAGGAGUCACAACAAUGAGUCUCUGGAAGGAAGGAGGCUCCAGGAGGCAACCUCAAAGACCACCAGUAAGGCUGCCAGCGAUGCCGACCACAAGGGCAUAUGGGCCAUCUCUGAGAGCUACAGAGAUAGAUUCCAGGAGGCGCCGGCGGGCACCAUGGGCCGCGGGAGACGACAACAGCUCUGGGAGAGCUACUAUGGCACCACCGGUGGCACCCUGCCUAGACCCCUGGCACCUCACCCCAACAGCAAGGCGCCCAUCUGUGGUGGCGCCGCCACGUGCCUGGACUUCACCCUGGACCUGCGGCGGUCAGACAAGCUGCGGCAGCGGUCAGAGGCCCGCAGACGCCGCCGCCGGUGUUACGUGUUGGUGCUGGUGGUGGUGGCCCUCGGGGUGUUCCUCGGCGUGGUGGUCGCCGUCUCCCUCUACUACACCAGCGGCCAGAAGUUCUUCGGUCCCAUGUAGAGGCGCCCCAUGUAGAGGCGUCCCAUGUAGAGGCGUCCUAGUACUACACCAGCGGCCAGAAGUUCUUUGGUCCCAUGUAGAGGCGUCCCGUGUAGAGGCGUCCCAGUACUGCACCAGCGGCGAGAAGUUCUUCGGUCCCAUGUAGAGGCGUCCCAGCUUCAUGCAGGUCGGCGUUCAAUCCCCGACCGUCCAAGUGGUUGGGCACCAUUCCUUCCCCCCGUCCCAUCCCAAAUCUUAUCUUGACCCCUUCCAAGUGCAAUAUAGUCGUAAUGGCUUGGCACAUUCCCCCUGAUAAUUCCCCCCUCCCCUUCCUUCCCGGCAGUUAAUACGUAUCCUGGAGCUACUCAACCGUUGUGGGUGGCCUCAAUGACUCUAAACAACUUCACUGUAUCCCCCGUCAAAGGGGAAGGAAUACCUUUACAACACCCUCGACUAUCUGUCAGGCGGCCAAGCAAGAUACAGAAUCCAGCGUCAUGGCAAGUGACAGUUACAUAGAUACUGUAAUAUGUUACAGAGCCACAACUGUGUCGAGAAUAUUACAUAAUUGGGGAGCUGGUGGAACUGUAGUGAACAGAAUACAAAAUGACGCCGUGAGUCAGAGAGUGCCGUAAGAGGCUGUUGACAGGCGGGUGGAUGACGGUAGAUGGUUCUUAGUGAUGACGAGCCGAGAUGAUGAUGAUGAUGAUGAUGAUGAUGGUGUGAUGAUGCUCAUGAUGGUGUGGUGGUAUUGAAUGUCUUCCCGCCAAACACACACCGAAACUACGACGUUGGUACAACGUUCGAACAAGUUUUAACACCU